This is a messenger RNA of Candidula unifasciata, 603 nucleotides long. The record is from the annotation of a GenBank genome assembly. Lineage: Eukaryota; Metazoa; Mollusca; Gastropoda; Stylommatophora; Geomitridae.
AUGUCAGCAAUGGAAAAUUAUACAAAAGGAGAAUCCAGGACUAUUUAUGAUCCGCCAAAACUCCAGAUGGAGGGAGCUGUUGAAAUGAAAGUGACCAAUGGAAGCAAAAUCCGCAACAUUAUGGGGUUUGCUCUCUCAUCCAUGACCAACAGUAAUGUCCGUCACAUGACUUGGAAUGGAACUGGAAAUGCUAUCAAUAAAACUAUUUCUUGUGUGGAGAUAAUGAAGAGAAAAAUUAAGGGUUUGCACCAGAUUACACAAGUUGGUUUUCUCAGAGUUGAAGAUUUAUGGGAACCAACAUUAGAGGGCCUUGACACGUUGAAGGUGAACACAAAUAUCCCAGCCAUAUCUAUUCUUCUGUCCAAAGAUCCAUUAGAUUUGUCCAAUCCAAGCUAUCAAGCGCCAGGAACUACGGAUAUUGUAUGGACUGGUGUUGCAGAACAGAGUCAGGGCAGACAGACUGGUUCCAAGAGAAAAUCAGCAGCGCUAAAGGAUGUAAAAACAGCGGCAUCAAAGCCAAAGUGGAACACAAGGGACAAAAAAGAUGGCAGUAAAGCACCCAGAAAACAAACAAGCAGUAAGAAAUCGGAUACUGCAUCAUGA